ACAUUUGAAGAUGCAAAAGCCACUCUUUUGUUAUGUACAACACCAGAUGCAGUGUUCAGAUUGAAAAAAAGUGAUCUUCGCUUUGAUGAGCAAAAAAGACUUACUAAAUUGUAUUUUCAAGAUCAAUCGCACGGGAGCUUCUUGGAUUUCAUAGAGAAAGAAAUUGUGACGAAUCAAACAAAACAACUAUUUAGUCAGGUAACAACUCACUCAAAGCUACUGGGACAUGUACAUAAACAAGACAUCAGUCAGGCAAGUGGAGUAGAAAUGUCCCAAAUACUUUUGAUAGAAUCCCUGUCUUCGUUUGAUACAGAGCAACAAUUUACUGGAAAAAUGCAACACUUUUUGAAAGCAUGUAAGGAAAAGCCGACGCUUGUUAUCAUACAGUGCGAAAAUGGACACUCUAAUGCAAAUCUCAUUGCGUGUUCGAGAUUCUGUGCUUUAGAUGUAUUUGAAAAACUAAGAGAUGAACUUGAACAGGCUGUUCAUAUUAUAUUCAUUGUACAUUUGCCGAGAAUUGCAGGUGGAUGUUUUGCUGGUUUUCAGUGUGGAAUAUGGAAAUCUAUACAUAUUGAUGAUCUCUAUCCAGAAGAUAGAAAUCUUCCUGUUCUGUUUGAAAUGCAAGGACGUUCGGUGGCACAGCUUUUUGAGGAUGCAGUAAACGGGGACACUCCUAAAGAAGAAGAAAAUUUUGAAAGUGUCAGUUUAGCAAGAAUAGAAGGUCUUGUAUGUAAGUGUGUACAAGCGGCACUGGCUAACGUAAAGGAUAUAGCAGAAAAUAAGAAGAGGGAGCAGGUUAGAGUGAAGAUCGUUAUGGAGCUUAUAUUCUCAGCCAAUACAAAAGAAACCGUUUCAUUUUUGUAUGGAGUUUGCCGUGUUAUUUCGAUGUUAUUGUCUGAAAAAGAAAGAAGUACAGAAUCUUUUAUUGACCCUAAAGACUGGAUGGCUAAGGAGGCAACAUCGACGGACAAAAUAAACGAAGCUGGAACGUUCAGGCGCUCGUGUCUGAAGAUCUUAGAAGGGAAAAUUUCGCCGAUUCUUGCUGGAGUUAUAGCUUUCCUUGACACCAAUCAAAAUUUAGACAUCCUUUCUACUGAGGCCUCAAAAUGGAAAACGGAUUUAUGGCAAAACAUUUUAUGUACACCAAAUGCUUUGGAAUUCAGUUAUUCAGAGUUGCAGUCUCCGACUCGGACUAGUGUACUUCGAGAGGCGUUAGUUCUUUAUACUGGUAUUGGCAAAAACGUGUUUGAAUCACAGAUGCCGUUUUCUUGGCUCUACAUCUCAAAAAUAUCUGAUAUAUACAUUGAAACAAAUAAAAGAACUGACGAUACUGAUACGGUUUAUCAAGGCUUGGUAGGACUUUUGAAAGAAAUGCCCUUAUGCAGUUUGUUGUAUGAUAUUGAUAAUGAAAACUCUGUAUUAGAGGGAAUAAGAGAUUACAUCAACGACUUCGUCUGUUCAGUAUAUCACAAUGGAUCAAAAAACGAACACAGUGUCCUGUGUAAAGCUUUGGAAGGACAGGCAUUUAAACUCUACAGAAAAUAUGGGGAGUUCACGCUUUUAAAUGCUGUUGUGUGUGUCCAUGUUGUUUACAAUGAAAUGACUCAAGGACUGUCAUAUUUCCGUCUCAUCAACAGCAUAUGGAGUGACUGCAGCAGUCGGAUAUUGGAGUUAAAAGUCAACGACCCAAAACACAGUAUACUGAAGGACAAUGAUAUUACGAUGGCGGCUGCAUAUUUGCUUUGUGAGCAUACAAGUCCUGAUAAACUGGACGACACAUCAAGCCGAGCCAAAUCAAAGGUAGACGAUUACACAAAGAGGACAGAAUGGCUAGGAAAAGUGCAAUAUAACCGACCAGUCUUGGAAAAGACGCUCUACUUUCUUGAACAACAAGCUCAGUCUUCAGAUUUUCCGUCCGAUGAUAUUAAACACAUCAGAAUCCAAUGGGAGCGGAUUAUUGUUAUGAAGCUGUUUAUAGAACACAUAUGCCUAACCAGUGAGGAGAAAACAUACAUUAAUUAUUGUAUGCCUUUAUGGAAACAAUUGUGUAAAUUAGGCGACGCUAUAAACAUGAAAAUGGUUGAACCCAUUCAAAAGUUGGAGAAUUUUAUGAAGCAGAUUAACAAAAAGCACGUAAAGAAUCUUUUAGGGGAUGCAAGCAAAUGCUCCCAAUGUGAACGUAUGCUAGACACUGUGCCAGUAAAGCUGCCUUGCGGAGAUUUGAUAUGUACAGGAUGUUUUCAGGGCUUGAAAAUAAGGACAAGAAAAUGUGUUACAUGUAAAAAUGAAUUUGCUGAAGACUGGGAACCGACUGCAGGAAAUCAAAAUCUGAAAGAGAAAGAAAUUGCUAUUUUAAAAGGAUACCAGAAGAAAUGCAAUGCUUUUUUUAUGGACAUGAUAUCCCAGCUUUGUUUUACCAACAACGGUGCACCCUCUAUCGAAGUAAUAGAAAAGUUAUUGUCAUUUAUAACCUUUGAUGGGUCAAAAGAAAGUGGAGUUAUACAGACCAAAGUAAUGUCUAUAUUUGACACCGGUAUUGACCCGACUCCUGUUUUCAGGUCAUUUCUUCUUCAAUUGCUUUUGAAAACCAGUAUGGAUGAUGUCAAGAAGAACAUAGACGUGUAUUUGACCAAUGCUGAUGACAUCAUUAAAAAGCAAGGCAAAGAAAACGCAGAUAUGGCAUCGGAUCAGAAUAUGGCCCACACAAAUCAAUACAUAGAACUAUGUUUGAUGAUAAUUCAGUGCCUGGAAUCUAUUUUGGGGAAGCUGCGAUCCCUGUUAGAUAUCUUUACCGAAGAGGCCAGUAAAGCAGAAAGUGAAAUUGGUUAUGCAUCGGAGGCCUUGCAGAGCGUAGCAAGCAACCUGACAAAAGACGAAUUAUCUGUAAAUAAGCUAGUGACCAUUGCUAAGGCCAGGGUAGGCCUCGCCAUAUGUGCAAAAUAUCAAAUUCGUGCAUUGAAUACAAGCCCAAAAAUUCAAAUGGACGUUCGUGCCCUUCUCAGUGCUUCUAGAAUUGUUUGCAAUGAUGAAUGUAAAUGGCCAAGAAUAUUUAUCGUGAAGAUCAUCAGUCGAUGCUACGGACUUGACAAUUACUUCAGGCUUUGCUCUUCAGAAGAUGAUUUGCUAAAUUGGGUUUCCCUGCCAGAAGCAAGAUUAGACGUGCACGUAGCGUCUGACAGAUAUAUCGUGUGUGGUAAAGACUACGUAAGUUUAAGACGUGCAGUUACAGAUGUUGCUUUAGGGACAGAUGUCAAUCAUCUUGAAAAUAUAUUAAAGGAACUUAGAGUAGAAGAAUUGAAAACAGCUGUUUACCUUGACUUAGCUAUAUACAGAGAAAUAACAUGCGCAAACCUUUUUCCUGAUGACGGACGGCCAUUUCCCUUGAAGAGGGUUGCCGUUUUCGAGGAAUUUAUUUCAGAGACAUUCAAUAAAAUUCAUUCCCGUAAGGAUCUCCCAUUGAAAGUACUACAAAAUGCACUUUUGCCAGAACAACUUAAAGUUGAAGAAAAGGUGGAUGUGUCAACACAGGGAAUACAAUGUCUUCUAGUGCAUUAUUUGUCAAUCCUAAACAAGCUUGAUGGGAACAAGACGUUGCUGCAACCGUUUACAUGUUUAAUUGUUAAUGCAGAUUUGUACACGGAUGCACUUCUUCCAACAAUGCCUCAGGAUGACUUAGAUGAAAUAAGAGCAUUGCUUUUGCACGAUAACAAACAGGGAAGAAUGACAAUAAUGAAAUGUCCAAAUGGUCACGUCUAUACAGUCAAUAAUUGUGGUGUACCAAUGGAAGCUCAAAAAUGUUUAGAUUGUGGAGUAGAUAUCGGCGGAAGCGGAGACCAUACAGCGUUUGAAUCUAAUAAAAAGGACAAUAACAUUGAUGAAACAAAACCAGGACAUGUUUUAGGACCUCCUGAGAAACGUGAAAAAAAAGCUUCUUCAGAACGAGAGUUAGAACCUAAUUUCCUUGCGUGUGUCCGACUUCUUCUUCACAUGUCACUUUAUCUAGGAUCAGCCAAUAACCAAGAGGCCAUCUGCCGCAUGAUUCAACCUGAAAUUUGCAAAGAUGAUGUUUCAACAUUUUUAUGGAACCAUAUCAAAGUUGACAUAGAGAUCUUAGAAAAUUGCACCGGAAAGAGUAUGGAUGACGUGCUUCUAUUGUUGCAUGUUCUUAUUGGUAACAUAAUGGAGACUCAUAUCAAAGGUGAUGGUGUAACAGCAGAUGGCAAGAUCCUUCAACUUAAAACAAAAAGCGACCGGAAAAAUUGGGAAAUCAAGUUUGUAAAAACGUAUUUGCAAGGGACUUUAAAUCAAAUAGACGAUAAACUUAAUGUAUGGAAUAAGAAAUUGGCUGCUGAUAACCGUCUAGGAGGAAAUCCACUUCUAUGUCUGAUGUAUGAAACAGAUAAUAUGCAAGAUGAAUCUGAAAAUCACCAAAGGCUUCACGAAGUUUCUCGCGCUUGGAGGUUUAGGACACCGGUUUCUUUGGAACAUUUGCGUAACGAAUUAGCUGAUGGAGAUAAAUACAAAAGUUUGCGGCUAUUUUUGAAUGAGGAACAUCAUCUUAGAGCAUUGCGGUUUGUGCCAAACAUACUACUGCUUCAACGUGCACUAUUAAAGUCAUUCCAAAGGAAACUUGACAGAAGUGAAGGCACAAAAAUCACUUUAGAGGAGAUAGUACAUGGCAAAACAGCUGGACCAGAAACAGAAAACAUGGUAAAAGAGUUUAUCCAGGCUUGGGAUCUCGUAAGACUGUCAUUAAAAAAGCACGUGUGUCCGACUGAUACCGGAGGAGUUGUAGUGCCAGAGCAUUUAUGCAAUAUGCAAGUAACUGACAAAACACCAGUUUCAGUUUUGUUACCUUCGACGAAAGGACUUGGUCUUUGCUCCUUUGCUCUACUUGACUUUUUGCUUCGAAAAGUGCAGAAUGGCUUUUUGGACAAUUACUUAAGGGAGACAAAAAGAAAAUACAGCAGUUUCUUGUCUGUUAAACCAAAGGAACUUACAUCAGCUCACCUUAUUUGCUACGAUCCACAUCAGGAUCUACUGUCACUGAUACUAGCUAAUUGCCAGUACUCGUUUGAAAUGGGAAAAGGUACAACCGUCGAAUACGAUUUCAACGGCCUAGAGAGACAGAUCAUAGACAGGUUCCUACUAUCAAAAUCAAGAAUUGAUGUCGGACCGGUUCUUCAGAUCGAUAUGAUGGUAUAUCGGACAGAAGUUACCAAUUCUAAAGUUUUCAAGGAAUUAGCGGAGAAAAUUAAACAGUCUCCUUUAUCGGCUGCCGUGAAGACUCAAGUAUCAGGGGAAAUAAAAUCGUACACAGAUAUUUGUGAUUCUCUUGUAAAUAUGGACAUUGUGAUAUCUUUCCUCAAAUCAACAGGGGGAAAACAAGACCAAAAUCUGCAUACUUUUAUGUCAGAUAUUCUACGGAUGGGCACGUCGAUCGCAAGUCGCACGGCGCAGCAGGUAUGCGAGUUUCAACAUUGUAAAUCGAUGUGGCUACAUCUGACACUUCUGAAAUCAAAGAUGAUGGUUGACAACAACAAAGCUUUGUCGUCAAUAUUUGAGAGCGUGCAAGCUUCUUACCAUAACAAUUUGACGCCAGAAAUGGACAAAGAACUUGUUACUUUCUUGAGAGAGUAUACAGUUGAGAAACUUACUCCUUUUGUGGAAAUAUUGCAUGAAUAUAUACUCAUACAUCUGGCUGUUGAGGACAACACUAAUGAUGAAGACUAUAUGGAUAUCAAGGAUAAAUUAUUGCGUGACUACUUGUACGUAUACAUUGAAGAGUUGGACAUUGAAGAAGGUACAGAUAUUGUACCUGACUUACCUCCGGUGGUUUUGAACAUGCAUAGUCUUCCACUAUGGAUAUUGGCGUAUAAUGUUCUCCGUGAGAAACAAACAGGUGAUAGGAGAGUUUAAUUUGAAUGAAAAAAAUCAUUCAAUGAGGUAAACUCUUGACGCUAAAGACAGACAAUUGUUUGACAUUGAUUUUUCAGUUGAUCUUUUCUUACCUAAAUAUGAUUUCAAUUCAAUGGAUGAUUUUUCGAAAAUUAAAAUAUGCUGAUUAUGUAAUGUGUUUUAAUAUAUAUAUUUUAGAUAUUACUCAUAUUUCUGAAUAAAUGAUGAUGAUGUGAAAUAACUAGUUGAGAAUGUCUGCUUACUGAGUUGUAAAGAUAUUUUAUGUCGUUUGUUUCAAUAUCUAUUCAACUGUAACUUGAGUACACAUGUUGGUUGCAAAAUACGCAAAAUAGUAUCAGUUAUAAUCUUUUGACUUUGUAGAAAUAUUAUAACAUGCAUAUUUGUAAAUAUUUUAGUUAUGUUGACAUAGCGAAUCUUUCUGUAUGUUUUUCCUAAAUCAUAAUGAAAUGUAUAUAUUUGUGUUGCAUAUUUACACUUUAUGCCGUGAUUAUAUUUAAAUGGUGAGCAUGUAUGCCUUCAUUUUUGUUUGCUGUUUAAUUUGAGGGUAGUUUUUCUGAAAUUCGAAAAUUUUCUAUCUAUUGAAAUUAAAUCUUUCAGUAUGGCCGAUAUUUACCAAUGAUUUUUUAACUGAUGUUCACCACAUUACAUGUAAAUGCAUGCCCUGGCAAGUGUGUGUGUUUAAAAAUAUGUAUUGUUAUCUUUAUACAUAAUAAAGCAAAAGGGAACCUGUGUCGAUGUGAAUGUAGGUAAAUUUGAAGAGUUUCUAGAUACUUUUUUAUUAUGGUGUUGGUGUUUAGUGUUUAGAUACUGAGUAUUGAAAUGAAUGAGGAUGCUGUGUCUUUGUAAUUGAAAUCACUACAUUAGACUGGUUGCUAUUUUGAUAGAUAUCCUAUGCAUCUUUGAAAAUACAUUGGUGUUUAUCUCAUGUUAAUGUUAUGAUAUCAUUUCUUGUUUUGUUAUCAAUAUGUAUGAUUCUUAACGUUUCGAUUUAUCUUUAUGUUAUUGUUUUUAUCUUUUAAUCAUUAUGAAAUAUCAUUAUAGUUGUCUGACUUCACAAAAUUCCUGAACCCUUUUUAUUGCAAUCAUGUUUUCAUCAGACAGUUGUUGUUAAACUUGCAGAUAUCAAAAUGUGUUUGUCAAGAGAAACGUUGCCGUGCGAUCUAGUAAAUUUCUAUGUAAUAUAAAUAUUUCAGUGUGGCCGAUGUUUGCCAAUCAUGUUUGAAAUAUUUAACGCUGACUUAAGGCUAUAAUUUUGUUUUAAUACCUGUCUGAAUCUUUAUGCUAUAUGUAACUUCAUCAUUUUGUUUAAGAAAGGUUAAUUCAUCUUUAAUGUUAACAUGAUUAUGUUGUUAUUAUUUAGAUGUUGUAGAUUUCAUACGUAAACAUAAUGAUGUGUCCACUAGUAAAGAAUGACUAGGCUUUUAAUAUAUUUUACCAUCUCAUGUGUGUCACAUAAUUAUCACGCAAAAACGUGUAAAAUUUCAAAUUGAAUCUUCUAUAUGUUACGGUUCUGGAACUAGAUUCGUAUAACAUGCAUCUUUGCAAAAUAUGCCGGAUAUUUUCCUCUCAUAUUUGAUUGAGUUUAUGUUGUUUUUAUAUACCAUAAUGAAAAACAUUUUGUGUUGCAUGUUCACAUUUAAUGACCUUGUUCUAUUACGCGUUAUCGUAUAAUGCUUUUUUUAUCCAACUGUAAACGUGUGUUUAUCUUGAGGACCUCUAUUGAGACUGAAUGUUCGAGUAUGGCCGAUAUUUGAUAAUUGAUGUUUGAACUUCUAUUCAACGCAUAGAACGUAUGAUUUAACACUAUUAAAAUGAGCUGGUCAGAGGAUGAUGUUUGAGGGGAUUAAAUGUUAACAUAAUUAUUAUUGAUAAAUGUUUGAAAUUUGUUUUUUGAAUUAACAGAGAAAUAAGUACAUGCAUUGUAUGUGAGUAUUUAUAUAGGCUUUUGAAUGCUUUCCUAUGACAAUUAGAUGAACGAACAAUUGUUUAGAGGGGAUUGAAUGUUAACAUUAUUAUUAUUGAUAUAUGUUGCAUAGAACUUUUGAGAUUUGUUUUUUUAAUUAACAGAGAAAGUAAUACAUGUAUUGUAUGUCAGUAUUUAUAUAGGCAUUUGAAUGCAUUCCUAUGACAAUUAGAUGAACGAACAAUUGUUUUAAGGGGAUUAAAUGUUAACACUAUUAUCAUUGAUAUUUGUUUCAUAGAAUUCUGUGAAUUUUGUUCUCGAAUUUACAGAGUAAUCAGUGAAUGCAUUAUAAGUUAGUAUUCAUGUAGGCAUUUGAAUGCAUUCCUAUGACAAUUAAAUGAACAAACAAUUGUUUAGAGGAGAAUGCCAACUCGUCAAUAUUUUUUUAUUAUUGUAAGAAAAAAUCUUGCAACAGAACCGAUGUUUACCAAAUGAAAAACAACGAAGGCACAUUUAUUUGUGACUCUGGUCAGUGUUAGCGAUUGCUAAGGUGAGAUUGCUUUUUUAAAUUAAUUUUAUCAUUUAAUGAUAGUUUUUCAUUUAAUUAUAGGUUAUUGAGAAUGUCGUUGGGCUGCAAUCAUGUUGUUUUGUUGGCUUUGCAAAUGUUAAUGUUUUCGAUAUGAACCAUAUGAAGGAUAACAGUUUUUUCAAAUUGCUAGGGAAACACAUACAUUGGCAAUAUCAAAUCCAUAAAGAAAAAGAUAAAAAUUUGUUUGUGCAGAAAAUUAAUAAUUUGCAGUUCUUUUUUACUUUUGUACUUUUUGCAUUAAUAACAAAUGUGUUUAAUCAAGUUUGACAUUAUCCUGUACAUAUUUUAUUAGUAACCAUUAUUGUAUAUAUACAUGUAAUUGUAUGUUAAAAACGAGUUUUAUUAUCUUUAUAUAUGUAAAAGGGAAAGUAAACUUGUCUUGAGGGGAACGUCGUUCACCGCGGCAAAAUCUCUUACUAUAUAAAAGAAAAUCUGCCAGCAGAACCGAUGUUUGCCAAAUGAAGGACAUCUUUACUUGUAACUCUUUUUUAUAAAAUACUGAUAACUUUAUCAAUAACUAUAGCACCAUAUUAGAUAGAAGUAUAUUUUGCUAAACAAAAAAUUACAAGUUUGUUUGUCCAAAAUAAUGUUGUAUUGAGGAAAAUUUUAUUUGACUUAGCAAAACAUCUAAAAUAUUGUCAGAGGAAAUAUGUCAAUGUUCUCGAUAUUUGCAAAAUGAAUGAAACACUCUAUUAAAUUGCUAGGUAAAAACCUAGCAUUGACAAUAUUCAGUCUAUAAAGAAAGUGAUUUUGGAAAUAACAUUUUUUUAAAAGAAGAUUAUUUACAUUAUGCCCUUUGCUACUUAAAAAAUAAUAACAAAUCUGUGUAAAGAGAUUUGAAAAGAUUAUAUACAUCUAUUGUUAGUAAGCAUUAAUGUAUAUACAUGUAGUUGUGUGUUUAAAAGAGAUUGUUUGUGUAAAUGCUUAUUAAAGGGAAGUAAACUUGUCUUGAGGGGAAUGUCGUUCACCGCGGCAAGAUCCUUUACUAUCUAAAAGAAAAUCUGUCGCAGAACCGAUGUUUGUCAAAUGAAGGACACCUUUACUUGUGAUACUAUUGAUUUUAUUUUACUGAUAUUUUAGCGAUACCAAAGGCGCUUUAUCAGUUGGAGGUUUGUUAUACAAAAGUAAAUGUAGUUGACAAUCUCGUUUGACUGAAAUAAUGUUGUCUUGAGGAAAAUACUGGUUGAAUUGAUAAGAUAUAUAAAUAUCGUUUGACGAAAACUGUCAAUGUUUCGGUAUUUGCCAAAUGAAGGACAACACUGUUUUAAAUUGAUAGUUUAAAAUGUCAUUGGAAAUUUCAAACCGUUAUAAAAGAAAUAGUAACCUGUUUCUUGUUUUUUCUUUUUGUUUGUUUUGUUUUGUUUUUCUCAUAAAUAGAUUUUUGUGCUUUUGGUCGUGUGUUUUAAUUUUUUUUUAAAUAUUAUGUAUGUUAAUAUUUUAGUAUUUAGCAUUUAUAUAUAAACAUGUAAUCAACAAGUAUUUUUUAUCUAUAUGCACAUUUCAAGAGCGAAAAUGUAAACUUGUCUUGAGGGGAAUUCGAGUCAACGCGGCAAGAUCUCCUACUAUUUAAGAGGAAAUCUGCCCACAGAACCGAAGUUUGCCAAAUGAAGGACAUGUUUACACGUAACUCUGAUUUUAUUCUUCUGAUAAUAUUAGCUAUAACUAACGCGAUGAAAAAAGUUGACUCUUUAAUUUUGUUUGACUGAAUUGAUAUUGGCUUGAGUUAAAUACUGAUAAACCUCGCACGAAUUUUAAGUAUACUACAUUUUCUAGCAGGACCGGUAUUUACGUUUUGUUAUUAGACAGACAAUAUUUAACUAGUUAUGCAACUUAUGGCAGACAAAUUUGUAGCAGAAAUUUUAUCAACCUAGUUGUACAAUUUGCAAUCUAUAAUCAUCACAAAGCUUUCCGGCAGAAAGAAUGUAGUCUUGCUCUAAUUGGUAUGACCUCCAACUAUUGUCGGAAAUAUUAGUUAUUAUUACCAAUUUAAUUUGCAAAAUGAAGAGAAAUUGUGUUAUAACGUGCAUUUUAUAUGUUGUUUUUACUUUACAUUGACAUGGUACAAACAAAAGAGCAUUACAUAUACACUAUUGUAUACCAAAUACAUACAUGUAUCAGAAUACAUGUUCAUACAAUGAUAUGUCUAAAAUAAACAUAUCUUAAAUUGUAAGAGUAAAAAUAAGAUUAUACAGCACACUAUUGUAUAAAUAUGUACAUUAGCGCAUAUUUCGUAUACAAUAAUGCUAUCGUGGACCAUAUUUUGUAUAUUGGAGGCGAGCAUUCAUGACAUUUGUGAUAGGUAUGAUAAAUAAAUGGGAAAACUCAAAAUAUUUUAGUAAAUGCUUUUUCAUAAUUCGGUAGCAGAUGUCAGUGAAUAAGGCAUUAUGAACAUGUUAUUCAAUAGUGUACCUGUCUUAUCAAAACAUAUAUUAGAUAAUAGUUUUAUGUUUUAUUAUAUAAUCUUUAAAGUGUAAUCUUCAUAAUAAACAUAUUAGACAAAA
Messenger RNA from Ruditapes philippinarum (Manila clam), 10912 nucleotides. RefSeq names its product E3 ubiquitin-protein ligase rnf213-alpha-like. Gene Ontology annotation, molecular function: ATP hydrolysis activity; ubiquitin-protein transferase activity. The record is from RefSeq and is a predicted model, not a curated record. The transcript is spliced from 39 exons. The annotation marks the transcript as partial. NCBI's taxonomy places the organism in Eukaryota, Metazoa, Mollusca, Bivalvia, Venerida, Veneridae.